AUGGAUCAGCAUCUGACGCAGUCGACGAGUACAUCAAAAUUGCUGAAUCAACAGCAAAGGUGCCUUGUGCACUUUGUGCAAGGAAUUCGAAAAGUUUUUACGACCGAGUACUUAAGGAGGCCUACAGUAACCGACUUGCAACGCCUCUUACGUGACGGGGAAAGGCGGGGUUUUCCUGGAAUGAUGGGCAGCAUAGAUUGCAUGCAUUGGCAAUGGAAAAAUUGCCCACGAGCAUGGAAAGGGUUGUAUCAAGGUAGGUCCAAAUCUGCAACGGUAAUUCUAGAAGUCGUGGCCUCCGGAGACUUGUGGAUAUGGCAUGCAUUUUUCGGAACACCGGGAACUUGCAAUGAUAUCAAUGUAUUGGCACGCUCUCCGGUGUUUGAUGAUCUUUAUCAAGGAAGAGCUCCUGAGGUCACAUUUAAUGUGAAUGGUAAUACCUAUAAUAGGGGAUAUUACCUAACAGAUGGGAUCUACCCUAAAUAG
Messenger RNA from Beta vulgaris subsp. vulgaris (sugar beet), 483 nucleotides. RefSeq lists its product as uncharacterized. The record is from RefSeq and is a predicted model, not a curated record. The coding region runs from base 1 to 483 and encodes 160 amino acids. The transcript has a single exon. NCBI's taxonomy places the organism in Eukaryota, Viridiplantae, Streptophyta, Magnoliopsida, Caryophyllales, Amaranthaceae.